Hydractinia symbiolongicarpus is the source of this 3558-nucleotide messenger RNA. RefSeq lists its product as uncharacterized. The transcript is spliced from 8 exons. Lineage: Eukaryota; Metazoa; Cnidaria; Hydrozoa; Anthoathecata; Hydractiniidae. The record is from RefSeq and is a predicted model, not a curated record. The coding region runs from base 1 to 3558 and encodes 1185 amino acids. Gene Ontology annotation, molecular function: catalytic activity.
AUGAUAUGUCCUUCCCUAAGCUUGGCGGAUUAUAGUCCGCCCCUGCCGUUCAUUCGGUUUCUUGGUUACUCAGCCAAUAUAAAAGUCGUUGCAGCCCAUACAGGAUUGUUUCGAAUUUCGACCUCGAGUAUUAACGAAAGUAGUACUAGUGGAUUAUAUUAUUCUAAGAACAUUAAACCAAAAUUCUUAUUUUUUAUUUAUCUAACUAAAACGGCCUCCGACGGUAUUUUGCAAAGGAAAGGUCUAUUUUGUCAUCCAGGCCACGCGUGUCUACUAUUCGCUUCACGCAAGCUUACAUCUUGCAGAACUACAGGCGAUGAAACCAUUCCUGCCGAAUCAAACAGCGUAACUUGUAUUGUGGGAGAUAGCAUGUUAAAGCAUGUCUCACACUGGAAAAUUAACAACAAAUUGACAUCAAAGCAAAAAAUAAUUGUCAAGUCAUUUUCUGGUGCAAAAACGGCGCACAUGGUAAAUUAUUUGAAACCAACGCUGGACGAAGUUAAUCCUGAUCAUUUAAUUAUUCAUAUUGGAACGAACGAUUUACCGUCUAACGAAACUCCUAAAAAUAUUGCUUCAAAAAUUGUAAAUAUGACAACUGAAGUUAUUACGGGAAAAAACAUGAUUGUUUCAGUUUCUGAAAUAAUAACGAGGGAUGAUAAAUUGAAAAUGAAGGCGGGUUAUGUAAACAGUUUUUUACGUGAAUUAUGUAUUCAACGAAACAUUGGCUUUAUACAGCAUAACAACAUCACGUGUAAUCAUCUCAAUGCCAAACAACAAAUUAUAGUGGCUGACGAUUGCGCGCUAUUAAACAUAAAAAAAUUGCACCCCACAAAACUAUUGAUCGGACAUCUAAAUAUAAAUUCACUCAGAAGCAAAGUACUAUCCUUACAGGAGGUUGUCAAGGAUCAUUUGGACAUUCUGCUGAUAUCUGAAUCGAAACUUGAUCAAUCGUUUACCGAUGCUUCAAUUGCCUUAAAUGGUUUCAAACGUCCCUAUCGAAGAGACCGAAACAAAAAUGGCGGGGGAUUGGUUUUGUAUGUUAAUUGCGAAAUAAUUAGUAAUGCUAUAAAACUCCCUUCUUUACCUGAAGAUAUCGAAAUAGUUGGGAUCGAAGUUAUCCUUCGUGCACAAAAAUGGCCCGUACUGGGCAUUUACAAACCACCCAAUCAACGCUGCGAUUAUUUUCUUGAAAACCUUGGUAAAGUCCUAGAUUCGUUUCAUUACGAAAAUUGUAUAAUAAUGGGCGACUUCAACAGCCACGAAUCCGAAUUAUCAAUCUUAAAAACUCACUAUAAUCUUUCAAACUUAAUUGAUUCACCAACUUGUUACAAGAACCCUGCGAACCCAUCCUGUAUUGAUCAUAUAUGGGUUUCUGACAAGAAAAUGUUCACAAAUAGCUGUGCAAUGGAGACAGGACUGUCCGAUUGGCACAAACUCACUGUGACUGUUAUAAAAGCGGAGAUGCCAAAAAAGAAACCCCGCAUUAUAAAGUACAGGUCUAUAAAAAACUUCAAUAAAUCCGAAUUCCAAAAAGACCUUACUAAGUCAAUGGAGUUAAAGGAAGUGAAUUUCGCAAACCUCGAUACAGCUUUUAAGAACGUAAUUGAAAAACAUAUGCCAGUGAAGCAAAAGAUGGUUAGAAACAAUCAUGCACCAUUUAUUACGAAGAGAGUACGCAAAGAAAUUAUGAUAAGAAGUAGAAAAAGAAACGUAUAUAAUUCGAAUCCAACUGCUGAAAAUUGGAACUCUUUUCGAAUUCAAAGGAAUAAGUGUGCAAAGAUUGUCAGAGAUGUAAGAAAGAAUUAUUACAGAAAACUUGACGUGUCGAAAGUUCGAGACAACAAAGCAUUUUGGAAAAUCGUGAAACCAAAUUUCUCCGAGAAAGCAAUCAAGGAAAAUAUAACUUCGUUAGUCGAAGAUGAUGCUGUUUUACGAAAUAAAGUUGAAAUUGCAAACGUCAUGAAUGAUUAUUUCGUAAAUAUCACAAGAUCACUGAAUGUAAACAACAUCCCUGAAAACAAUCCAGGAACAGCUGAUGAUUGCUCUCGUACCGAGGUUGAUGCAAUUAUUUCAAGUUUCAAAGAACAUCCGAGCAUAAAAAAUAUCAAAUCAAAAUUCUCCAAAAGUGCUGACAUGGACGAAAUGAAAUUCUGUCAUGUUUCUGUUGAAAAAUUAAAACUUUAUAUUGGUUCUUUAAAAAGUGGCAAGGCUUGUCCAGAGGGAGACAUACCUGCAGAUCUUCUCAAAGCUCACGCAAAUGUUUUUGUUAAGCAGUUGAGUCACUGUUUUAAUGACUCAGUAGAUAGAUGCAUCUUUCCUGAGUCUUUGAAAUUUGCGGAUGUGUCUCCACUCUACAAAGCAAAGUCUAGGGUCUGCAAAGAAAAUUAUCGACCAGUUAGUAAACUGCCAAACAUGGCUAAGGUGUUUGAAAAAAUCUUAUUUGAACAGAUAAGUGAGUUCAUGGAGGGGAAAAUGUCCUAUAUUGCUAAGCUUCAUGCUUAUGGAUUUUCUUCUAGUGCAUUAUCUUUUAUUUGGAGCUAUUUAAAGCAGCGCUUUCAGAGAGUAGGUAUUGAUGGGGUUUUUGGUUGUUGGAAGGAAAUUUUUUCUGGUAUACCACAGGGGUCAAUUUUGGGGCCGUUACUGUUUAACAUAUUUUUAAAUGAUUUUCUUUUUCAAUAUGACGUGAAUAUGCCGCCCUGCUCUGAUAUUCUAGUGUGUAACUAUGCUGACGAUAAUACGUUUUGUGCAUCAGCUGAAACCUUUCACGAAGUAAAAUAUAUGUUAGAACAACUUUUUAGGUCAGCAGCUUUAUGGUUUUCCGAUAAUGGCUUGCAAUUAAACGCAAGCAAAUGCGAUUUUAUAAUAUUUGGAAAGCCAGAAAGUCCACAAAUCCGGCAUUUAAAUUUAAAUGGAGCAAUUUUAUCUGCAUCCAAAUGUGUAAAGCUUCUUGGUAUUAAAUUUGACAGUCAACUUACUUUUGCAGAUCAUAUAAACACACUGUGCAAAAGAGCUAGCUGUAAAUCUAAUGCCCUGAAGAGAAUUUCCUGGAUUGUUGAUAAUAAACAGAAAAGUUUAUUAUAUGCAACAUUCAUAGCAUCUGAGUUCAAUUAUUGUCCCUUAGUCUGGGGAUUUAAUAGCAGGAAAUCUAUUUCAAAGGUGGAUAGAGUUUUAAAAAGGGCAAGGUCUCAGUCUAAAGUGGAAUCCAUUUCUUCUACGAAAAGAAUUCAUAUGCAACAUUGUAGACAAUUACUAAAAGAGGUCUACAAGACGAAAUGGAAAUUGAAUCCUUCCUACAUGGAAGGUGUGUUUCAGUUUAGAAAUGAUACUGGAUAUAAUUUAAGGUCAUCAAGUGCUUUAGUUAGACCUAGAAUAAAAUCUUCAAAAUAUGGGCUGCAAACAUUUGGAUAUAUAGCCUCCCAAUUAUGGAAUUCUCUUCCUGAUGAAAUCAAAUCUGCAGAGUCUUUGGUUAAAUUCUGUAAAGCUAUGGGCGAAUUUUCUUCUUUCCAAUGCAAAUGUCGGAUCUGUGCAGAAUACAUAAUUAAUUUAGGGAUUAUUUAA